GCGUUCCAGAACAUGAACUCGAAGAGGAAAGCAGAAACAUGGAAACGAAACAGGAGACAGUUGGCCUUCUCCACUGUUGGAACCCCUGACUACAUCGCUCCAGAAGUGUUUAUGCAAAAUGGGUAUAACAAGCUUUGUGAUUGGUGGAGUUUGGGCGUUAUUAUGUAUGAAAUGCUGAUAGGUUACCCUCCAUUUUGCUCUGAGACGCCUCAGGAAACUUACAGGAAAGUGAUGAACUGGCAGGAAACUUUGACAUUUCCACCUGAGGUCCCAAUUUCAGAAAAGGCCAAGGAUCUGAUCCUCAGGUUCUGCUGUGAGAGUGAGCACAGGAUUGGAGCCACUGGAGUGGAGGAGAUCAAAACUAACCCUUUCUUUGAGGGAGUGGACUAUGACCAUAUCAGGUAAACUGUCAUCACACACA
This is a messenger RNA of Sinocyclocheilus rhinocerous, 421 nucleotides long. Its product is annotated as serine/threonine-protein kinase 38-like. NCBI's taxonomy places the organism in Eukaryota, Metazoa, Chordata, Actinopteri, Cypriniformes, Cyprinidae. The record is from RefSeq and is a predicted model, not a curated record. The transcript has 4 exons. Gene Ontology annotation, biological process: protein phosphorylation. The coding region runs from base 13 to 405 and encodes 130 amino acids. Gene Ontology annotation, molecular function: ATP binding; protein kinase activity.